GGUACAAUACAUUGACGAGAUCAGUCAGAGCCGCAGCUCAAGUAAAAGUAUUAAUGCUGAGAUGGCGAAUUUGGCACACAUUAUUUUAAUAUUUCUAAACAUCUACGGUAUUUUCGCGGCAGAUUCUACCUGUAAUAAUUAUGUUUCAGAAAACGCGGAGAAUAAGCAUCCCUUCAUAAAAAUCGGCAACAAGUACUACUUUAUAAACGAGUCAUUAAAGAUGAACUGGUUCGCGUCUUCUUACUACUGCCGCUCUUAUGGUGGCGAAUUGGCAAAUAUUGAAUCGCCUGCAGAAAUGCUGGCACUGCAAAAUUACAUUUCAGCUAGAAAAAUAGAAUCGCGACUUUGGUUUGACGGCAACGAUUUGGCAAGGGAAGGAGAAUACAUAUCACACGCCACUGGCCGGCCUUUGACCUUCACCAAUUGGUUACCGAAUAAUCCUGACAAUUCGAGCAAUGAAGAUUGCCUUGAACUUUAUUUGUACAACAAAACACUUUUAAUGAAUGAUGAUAACUGUGAUCGCAAAAUUUUUGCGAUUUGUCAGUACCCCGAGCGUUAUAGACAAAAGUCGCUGACGUAUCAAAACGAUAACUCUAUACUAAGUGGCUUAGUUGAGGCUUUUGCGCAAACUUUUCAAAAUUGUAAAUCAAGGGCGUUGUGCCCCACAUCAUAGGGCGUGCGCGGCGCUUAUCAUUUUGUGUCCCCUUCAAACGAAUUAGAGAGGAUGACGCCAACUAAGAGUACAUAAAGCGAAGGAUACAUGGCGCUCUUUCAAAGUGCACGACUUCACAAAGUGUAAGUUGUUGUUUCACAUUUAUACCUGUAUAUAAUUUUGUAUUAGUCUUCAAUCUUUAUACUGAUCUCUUACAAACAAAAUUAAAUAAAACUGGCAAA
Molecule: messenger RNA, 894 nt
Organism: Bactrocera latifrons
Lineage: Eukaryota; Metazoa; Arthropoda; Insecta; Diptera; Tephritidae
Product: C-type lectin 37Db-like
Exons: 4
Coding region: 62-673 (203 amino acids)
Molecular function (GO): signaling receptor activity
Source: RefSeq, a predicted model, not a curated record